GGAUUUAAAAUGGCUGCGAAAGACCAGGUCGAGAUUGGACCGAGGAGGUAAUUUGUCCCAUCUGCCUGGAUUUCUUCACCGACCCGGUUAUACUGGAGUGUGGGCACUUCUGCAGCUCCUGUAUCACACAGAGUUGGGACAGGGAGGAAAGAAACGCCUGCCCGGAAUGUAGAGAGGAGUGUGUAGACCGCACCCUCAAAGUAAAUCGGGCUUUGGUUCGACUGGCUGAGAAAGCUCGAGCACCGAGCCUAAAUCUCAAAGAGAAGGAAAGUACACUUAACUGCGAGAAACAUCAGGAAGAACUGAAGCAGUUUUGUGAAACGGACAAGAAGCUGAUCUGUGUGAAUUGUGCAGCUGCGCAGGAACACAAGACUCACAGCUUCAUGCUGAUAGAAGAAGCAAGUGAAUUCUACAAGGAACGGGUGAAAUCUUCUUUCGAAUCUCUCACAGAAAAUAAAUUAGUGAUCCAGCAAAUGGAGCAGCAACAGAAACAGAGCAUUUCUGGAGUUCAGGAAGCGUCACGCAACCUUCAGUCACAGAUCACAUCCCAGUUUGCUGAACUGCACCAGAUUCUCACUGAGAAAGAGCAGCGCUUACUCAGAGAUAUCUGGAAGGAAGAAAAUAAGAAUUGGUAA
Molecule: messenger RNA, 635 nt
Organism: Amblyraja radiata (thorny skate)
Lineage: Eukaryota; Metazoa; Chordata; Chondrichthyes; Rajiformes; Rajidae
Product: nuclear factor 7, brain-like
Exons: 4
Coding region: 384-635 (83 amino acids)
Source: RefSeq, a predicted model, not a curated record